Caenorhabditis sp. 36 PRJEB53466 is the source of this 1622-nucleotide messenger RNA. The record is from the annotation of a GenBank genome assembly. Lineage: Eukaryota; Metazoa; Nematoda; Chromadorea; Rhabditida; Rhabditidae.
AUGACGAUGGCUCUUGUUCCGAAAGACUAUUUGGCGGUGGAAACUAUUCGCGACAUCAAGUCCAAUUUGAAACCAUCGUGCUCUAUUUGCACGGAAGAAUUCGGUAUUUCGUUCUGUUUUCUCCCAAAAAAAAUUCCACAAUUUUGAUUCAGAUUCAAAUGUUCGCAUUCCAAAGGUUUUGACCUGCGGCCACACAUUUUGUGUGCAAUGCAUAGACAAAAUGCUCAAAUCGGUGUAAGCUUUGAAAAUCGGACGAAGAAGCCGAGCGCUUUUUUUCAGACAAGUCUCGUUUUCCGGCGAUGGAGAGGCUCACACCGCCUUUUCGUGUCCCAUGUGCUCGGUUAGUUGAUUGGCAAUUCGGCUCCUGUUUCUAUUAAAUAAUUUCAGAGUUCGAUGCCAAUUCCAUCUCGUGGUGCUAUGGGAUUUUCCAGUAACUACCAGCUGAUCGGUCCGAUUUGAAAGUACAUCCUUUCGUAUUAUUUGUGUUUUUCAGAGGCCAUUGCUCCGCACGAUUCUCGUUUCGUGACAUGCACGACCUGCAAAUUGCAUGGAGUCGAAUCGUCGUUCCAUAUCUGCCGAGAAUGCACGAUUACAAUCCACAAUUUCGACGUACACAGCAUUAUUUCGUCGGACCCGAGUAUUCAUCUGGAUAAUUAUCCGAUUUGUUCUACUUGUGUGCUCAAAGAGCACAAUACAAUCGGUCACACUAUAGUUAACUACGUUCCGAUCAGAGUAAGUUGUCAUUCUUUAACCUAAAUAUGCUUAUUUUUUUUUAGCUUAACUACCAGUUCAAAAAGAACAUGAUAAGUGUGAAUGUGUUGACAGCGCAAACUAUCGAAAAGUUCCAAGAUGUCCGAGUCAUUCUUGCGACGAUACCAUUGCUGGUCGAGAAAAAGGAAAAGCAAGUGUCCAAAAUGGUGGAGUUCAUGCAAAGAGCCAAGUCCAGUCAGCAUCAGGAUCUUAUCUUCCAGAAAUACAAGCAAGAAAUUGGCGAUGUUAGUCCCCAGAGACUUCUGUGAUCUAAUCUGCAAAUUCAGAUCAAUAAGAUUCUGGACGUUCUGAAAAAAGACGGGGGAAAGCUGAACGAGAUGGUCAGUGUCAAAGUUGGCAUUCUUGAAAAGAGCAAUGAAGAGACCAACUCGCUACACUGUCUCAGUGAAAUGCCAGACUUGAAAGAAAUACUCAAGAUUCCGGAUCCGAUCUCGAAAGUGUUGCCGACGGAAGAGGCGGUCAGCCAUGUGGAAGAGACUAUCGUCGACCCAUCGGAUCACGAACUGACAGUUAACGAAGAGGGUUUUUCUCAAUCUGCUGAACAGUCAAUGUCUCACAACCUUUCAAUGGGAGACAUUUCUCGUAAUGGAGCCGAUCUUCCAAACAUUCUCCAUUCUGCUUGGAACCACGUCCGCAUCGAGACUAACCGCAUUUACGAAACCAUUUCGGUGGCUAAUACUGCUUUCAAUGAAAACAACUACAAUCAAGGUAGGAAUAGUCGCGAAGUAGAUUUAGCAUUAUAUAUGAUGACUUCAGAGGUCGAUGGAAUCAUGAGAAAAUGGGUCGUUCUUGCCGUCGGGCUCGUUUUCGUUACCUUCCUCGCUCAUAUUUUCUGCAAAAUUAUAAUCUGA